This is a messenger RNA of Triplophysa rosa, 645 nucleotides long. RefSeq names its product cytochrome b-c1 complex subunit Rieske, mitochondrial-like. Gene Ontology annotation, cellular component: membrane. Gene Ontology annotation, biological process: mitochondrial electron transport, ubiquinol to cytochrome c. Lineage: Eukaryota; Metazoa; Chordata; Actinopteri; Cypriniformes; Nemacheilidae. The record is from RefSeq and is a predicted model, not a curated record. Bases 1 to 645 code for a protein of 214 amino acids. Gene Ontology annotation, molecular function: quinol-cytochrome-c reductase activity; 2 iron, 2 sulfur cluster binding. The transcript has 2 exons.
AUGGCAUCAAACCCAAACCACAGGAUUGAACGUGGCCAUUUUGGAGCACGCCUUGCUCAUACUGACAUCCAAAUUCCUGACUUCUCUGAUUAUCGCCGUGUUGAGGUGAUGGAUCCAAAGAGGUCCUCCCAGGACAGUGGUGAUGCUCGGAAGGCCUUUUCUUACCUGGUGACUGGAUCCACCGCUGUGGUGGGCGUCUACACUGCCAAAACUGUGGUGACCCAGUUCAUUUCUUCAAUGAGUGCAUCUGCUGACGUCCUGGCCUUGUCAAAAAUCGAGAUCAAGUUGUCCGAUAUUCCAGAAGGGAAAAACAUGACGUUCAAGUGGAGAGGUAAGCCUCUCUUUGUCCGCCACAGAACAGAGAAGGAGAUCACAGCUGAGGAGAGCGUAGACCUUUCAGUGCUUCGGGAUCCCCAACAUGACAAAGAUCGUGUCUCCAACCCCACAUGGGUUAUCUUCAUUGGUGUGUGCACUCACCUUGGUUGUGUCCCAAUCGCAAAUGCUGGCGACUAUGGUGGGUACUACUGCCCCUGCCACGGGUCGCAUUAUGAUGCCUCAGGGAGGAUCAGAAAAGGACCUGCACCCCUCAACCUGGAGGUGCCUUAUUAUGAAUUUCCUGAUGAGGAUACUGUAGUUGUUGGAUGA